Molecule: messenger RNA, 4101 nt
Organism: Salvelinus sp. IW2-2015
Lineage: Eukaryota; Metazoa; Chordata; Actinopteri; Salmoniformes; Salmonidae
Product: adenylate cyclase type 6
Biological process (GO): adenylate cyclase-activating G protein-coupled receptor signaling pathway; intracellular signal transduction; cAMP biosynthetic process
Cellular component (GO): plasma membrane
Molecular function (GO): adenylate cyclase activity
Source: RefSeq, a predicted model, not a curated record
GUAUGAGGGUGAGAGAGCGUUGAGAAGAGCAAAGCGCGAACGAGAGAUUUGUACAUUUGUAGCCAUUCCCUUCGAUUGUCGCCUACAGACGUCGAUUGAUAAACGUUUUCAUCUGAAACGAGAAGACAGCGAAGUAUGUCUACCAACACAGAGGGAGAAAAGUAGUCCAUAUUGCGCGCUAUUCGAAGGGUGUCAGUCAAUGUGUAGUGGGCCACUCCAAGGAAGACACACUCCUCCUAUGUGUCCUUGUCCAGUCCUUGUGUGAGCUGAUCUGGGACCAGUGGGAUAAAUGAGUGGCCUGGCUGAGGAUCGCAGCGUUGGCACACACCACAAAGCCUACACAGUAGGAUGUCGUGGGUCCGAGGCUUCUUCGUAGCCAGAGUGGACGAGCGAAAGACAGCGUGGGGGGAGCGCAAUGGCAGAAAGUCCAACAAGCGGAAGAACGGUUGCUCAGGGUCAUCUCUCUGCAAGCCCCGCUGCAUGAGCUGCCUGCGGGACGGUGAGGACCUGGAUCCCACCCCUCCCACCCCCCAGCACUACCACCGUGGAGGAGGGGGGUCCGGCCCCAGCGGAGGGGGUAACUUUGGGAUGCGCUGUGGCUGGCAGGAGGACCACUAUGGGAAACGGACUGGGGCGGCGGGAGACCUGGGGUUGAAGGCCGUGGAUCUGGGGUUCGAUGACGGAGACCUGACAGGGAGGAAAGGUCCAGGGGAAGAGGAUUUGGGGGAAGGAACGGGGGAGGACGGAGGAACAUGCAAAGCCUUCACAGCCGCGGAGUGCUGGAUGCGCGUCGUACGAGUGUUCCAGUCGAAAAAGUUCACGUCGGCGAAACUGGAACGUCUGUACCAGCGCUACUUCUUCAGGCUCAACCAGAGCUCUCUGACUAUGCUGAUGGGUGUCCUUGUCAUAGUCUGUGGCGUCAUGCUAGCKUUCCACUGUGUCCACGCUCCGCCCGACGUAGCCUACGCCUCGGUGCUCUCCGUGGCCAUGGCCCUCUUCCUGUCCAUGAUGGUGGUGUGCAACAGGAACYGCUUCCACCAGGACUACAUGUGGAUCGUCAGCUACRUGGUMAUCGGGGUGCUGCUYGUGGUCCAGGUGUUCGGGGUGUUGAUGGUUGCCCCCCGGAGCGCCUCUGAGGGGAUCUGGUGGUCCGUGUUCUUUYUYUACAUWAUCUAUACYCUGUUGCCAGUGAGGAUGAGAGCUGCAGUGCUGAGUGGAGGGGUACUGUCUACCAUACACCUCAUCACCGCAUGGCAACUCAACCAGGACGAUGUUUUCCUAUGGAAACAGCUGAGUGCCAACGUGUUGAUCUUCCUGUGCACCAACAUGAUAGGUAUCUGUACCCACUACCCUGCUGAGGUAUCGCAGAGACAGGCCUUUCAGGAGACCAGGGGGUACAUCCAGGCCCGGCUCUACCUACAGAGAGAGAAUCAGCAACAGGAGCGCCUGUUGCUGUCGGUGCUGCCGAGGCACGUUGCCAUGGAGAUGAAGGCAGAUAUCAACGCCAAGAAGGAAGAUAUGAUGUUCCACAAGAUCUACAUCCAGAAACAUGACAACGUCAGUAUACUGUUUGCAGACAUCGAAGGAUUCACCAGCCUGGCAUCACAAUGCACCGCACAAGAGUUGGUCAUGACACUGAAUGAACUUUUCGCUCGCUUCGACAAACUAGCUUCGGAGAACCACUGUCUGAGGAUCAAGAUCCUUGGAGACUGCUACUACUGUGUGUCUGGACUGCCUGAACCCAGGGCCGACCAUGCACACUGCUGUGUGGAGAUGGGAGUGGACAUGAUAGAGGCCAUCUCGCUGGUGAGAGAGGUCACAGGGGUCAAUGUGAACAUGCGUGUGGGUAUCCAUAGCGGCCGGGUCCACUGUGGGGUGCUGGGACUGAGGAAGUGGCAGUUUGACGUGUGGUCCAACGAUGUCACUCUAGCCAAUCACAUGGAGGCAGGGGGUGCGGCAGGGCGUAUCCACAUUACCAAGGCCACCCUACAGUACCUGAAUGGGGACUAUGAGGUGGAGCCGGGGUUCGGAGGGGACAGGAAUGCCUAUCUGAAGGAGAACAACAUCGAGACGUUCCUGGUGCUGGGGUGCAGCCAGAAAAGGAAAGAGGAGAAGGCAGCGAUGGCCAAGAGUGCCAUGAUGCAGCGGGUACGUGCCAACUCCACUGAGGGCCUGAUGCCACGCUGGGUACCCGACACAAGGUUCUCCAGGACCAAGGACUCCAAGGUCUUCAGGCAGAUGGGUAUCGAUGAAACAUCCAGACAAGACAACCGCUGUGCCCAAGAGGCCCUGAACCCUGAGGAUGAGGUGGAUGAGUUUCUGGGCCGAGCCAUCGACGCCCGCAGCAUAGACCAACUCCGUAAAGACCACGUCAAGAAGUUCCUCCUCACCUUCCAGACUAAAGACCUGGAGAAGAAGUACUCUAAGAAGGUGGAUGAUCGUUUUGGAGGCUACGUGGCCUGUGGUCUGUUAGUCUUCUGCUUCAUCUGUUUCAUCCAGAUUAUCAUCUUCCCCCACACUCCCCUCAUGCUGGGUCUUUACAUCAGCAUCUUCAUCCUCCUCGUCAACAUCCUCUUCAUCUGUGCCAUCUACUCCUGCAUCAAGCUCUUCCCGGCUGCAUUGCAGACGCUGACGAAGAAGAUCGUCCAGUCUCGUACCAAUAGUACCCUGGUGGGGGUCCUCACCAUCAUACUCCUCUUCAUGUCUGCCUUCGUUAACAUGUUUACCUGUGACAGAGAGGGCCUGGUGGACUGUGUGGUGCGUGAGCGUAACCUGUCCUCCAGUUUGGUGACUCUGUGUCUACUACACAACCUGACACAGUCGGCACAGGACGGACUGACCCUGUGCCCCAGCCAGCCCAUGCCAUGCCACUUCCCUGAGUAUUUCUGCUACAGUGUUCUCCUGACCCUGCUGGCCUGCAGUGUGUUCCUCCACAUCAGCAGUAUAGGCAAGCUGGCCCUUAUGGUGCUGAUCCAGGUCACCUUCCUGUUGCUCGUGGAGUGGCCCCAGGUGGCCCUGUUCGACAAUGCAGAUCUGCUGCUCACCGCCAACACCCUCUCUUUCACACCUUUGAAUGACUCUCUAGAUUGGUUUCCUAGUUUCAAUGAAACAGUUACAGAGACGUGCCAGGAGAGUGUGACCAAGGUGUCUCUAAAGGUCAUGACCCCUGUCAUCCUGACGGUGUUCGUCCUGGCUCUUUACCUACACGCUCAGCAGGUUGAGUCCACUGCACGCCUCGACUUCCUGUGGAAGCUGCAGGCUACAGAGGAGAAAGAGGAGAUGGAGGAGCUUCAGGCCUACAACCGCCGCCUCCUCCACAACAUCCUACCUAAAGACGUGGCCGCCCACUUCCUGGCGCGGGAGCGGCGUAACGACGAGCUCUACUACCAGUCCUGUGAGUGUGUGGCCGUCAUGUUCGCCUCCAUCUCCAACUUCUCUGAGUUCUACGUGGAGCUGGAGGCCAACAAUGAGGGAGUGGAGUGUCUCAGGCUGCUCAACGAGAUCAUCGCCGACUUUGACGAGAUCAUCAGUGAGGACAACUUCCGUCAACUGGAAAAGAUAAAGACCAUCGGUAGUACCUACAUGGCUGCCUCUGGCCUCAACGACUCUACCUACGACCGUGAGGGACGAUCACACAUCCUGGCUCUGGCAGACUAUGCUAUGAGACUCAGGGAACAGAUGAAGUACAUCAACGAACACUCCUUCAAUAACUUCCAGAUGAAGAUAGGUCUCAACAUGGGUCCAGUGGUGGCAGGGGUGAUCGGGGCCAAGAAGCCCCAGUAUGACAUCUGGGGGAACACUGUCAACGUGGCCAGUCGUAUGGACAGCACAGGAGUCCCAGACUGCAUACAGGUGACCACAGACCUGUACCAUGUCCUGGUAAACAAAGGCUACCAGCUGGACCACAGAGGCCUGGUCAAGGUGAAGGGGAAAGGAGAGAUGACCACCUACUUCCUGACCAGCGGUCCCAAUGGUACCCAGGGCAGUUAACGGACGGUCACGGGACUACCGCUGGCUGCUAAUACAUGAAGAGGAGAGAGAUGGACAGGGAGCGAGAGCGGGAGAGGGGGGAGUGAGUGUGUGAGAAAAGAGAGCGAGAGG